AUGACGCAAAACUAUCGCACUCAGAAAGUGGCUUGGCUGGAAUCUUGCACCUUUCUCGCAGACGUUCUUACCCGGUAUAGCUUGGUGGAGCGGGAAUAUCAAAAGGACCUGAAUACCGAUCAAUGCAUUGAGACAGCUCUCGUCCAGGUAUACAUCGCAGUCUUAACUUUCGCUGCCCAAGUCCAGUCACUUUAUAACCGCAGCCGUGCCGUCUUGAUCUGGAAGAGUAUCUCUGAAGAUUCUCUUUUCGAUCUCCAAAAAUCCAUUGAUGAGGCGGAGUCACAUCUGGGCCGAUGGCUUAAGAUAGUUGACCGGCAUGAACAGAGAGACAGGGGAAAGCAGCUUCUCGAAAAGGCAGACAGAAUGCUUACUAAUAUUGACCAAGUGAUAGACUCACUUAAUGAACUUAAUGGCAAGAUGGUCCUUGCGGAGCUCAAAAUUGCAGAGGAGGCUCAUUACAACGCAAAUACUGGAGAGGAGUAUCAGGAAUGUCUGCAAGAGACUCGAACUGAACUCCUUAAGGACAUCAGGAGUUGGGCUACCGAUCCGGAUAGAAAAGCCGUGUUUUGGCUGCAGGGCAUGGCAGGAACGGGAAAGUCAACCGUGUCACGGACAGUAGCUCGGUGGUUGGACGGCGAGGGUUUGCUAGGUGGCAGCUUCUUCUUCAAGAAGGGUGGAACAGACCGAGAAGACGCCAAACGACUCUUCACCACCCUUACUAAACAAAUAUUGGAAAGAUUACCUCAGCUUCAGGAACCAGUCAAGAGGGCAAUCAAGGAAACGCGUGGUAUUGGAAGCAACAAUCCACAAGAACAGUUCAACGAAUUGCUUUUCAAGCCACUCAAGAGCCUUAAUAUUGGAUUAAAAUCCCCGUUGAUCCUGGUAGUUGUCAUCGACGCCCUGGAUGAGUGUCAAGUGCCAGCUGAUGUCGCGGCCCUUUUUUCAACUUUGCCAAAAUUGACCGACUUGAAGAAUGUUCAACUACGAGUCUUUAUCACUAGUAGGCCAGAACCACCCGUCAUUAAAGGGUUUCGAUCAAUCGGCAAUGAUGAGAUUAUUCUCCAUCAGAUUGAGAGGUCGAUUAUCGAGCAUGAUAUAUCAGUCUUUCUCCGGGAAAGGUUUCAGAGGAUUAGAGAUGAUCAUGGACUGGCGAAAAACUGGCCCGGGGAAGAGACCCACAAAGCCCUAGUAAAUAUGGCUGUCCCUCUAUUCAUUCAUGCCGCGACAAUAUAUCGAUUCAUCAAUUGUGAAGGAGAACUUCCGAACGACCGACUGCAAGCAAUAUUAUCUUCACACUCGAGCGAUGGAAUGGAGAAAAUCGACGGCGAGUAUUCAAAGUUGACAGGUAUCUAUCUCCCAGUUUUAAAGCAUAUUGUAUCGCAGAAAGAGUCGAGAGAACUCAGAUGCUGGAUGGAUGACUUUCGCCGAAUCGUGGGUGCCACUGUUCUUCUCUUCAGCCCACUCUCAUCCGUCUCCCUGGCCAAGCUCAUUUGUUCAGACAAAGCGAAAGUUCAAGUCAGAUUCAGUACUCUCCAGUCUGUGGUGUCAGUGCCAAAAGACAGUGACGCCCCUGUUCAGCUUCUUCAUCUCUCGUUUCGAGAAUUUCUGGUUGAUCAUUCAGCAUCCGGCGAGUUCUGGAUUGACGAACUGGCAGGUCAUACACAGCUUACCAAGGAUUGUCUUGAGUGUAUGAAUCGAGAAUUAAAGAGAGAUAUAGGCCGUCUUUCAAACCCAGGCGUAAGAAAAGAUGAAAUUGAAAAGACGCUACUUGAGAGUUAUGUUUCACCUGAGCUUCGAUACGCUUGUCGAUACUGGAUACGCCAUCUAGAGAAUGGUGACCAGUCUGGCAUUAACUGGAGACUAAUAGAAGACUUUUUGAAGUUGCAUUUCUUGCAUUGGUUGGAAGUGAUGAGCCUUCUUGGAUGGGUUUCGGAAACGAUUGGAAGCAUUACGGCUUUACAGUCCCUGGCAAAGGUCAGUGACGUUGAACUGGAACCAAAAGAUUAA
Molecule: messenger RNA, 2007 nt
Organism: Penicillium cosmopolitanum
Lineage: Eukaryota; Fungi; Ascomycota; Eurotiomycetes; Eurotiales; Aspergillaceae
Exons: 1
Coding region: 1-2007 (668 amino acids)
Source: RefSeq, a predicted model, not a curated record